Lingula anatina is the source of this 814-nucleotide messenger RNA. RefSeq names its product small nuclear ribonucleoprotein Sm D1. The record is from RefSeq and is a predicted model, not a curated record. Gene Ontology annotation, molecular function: RNA binding. NCBI's taxonomy places the organism in Eukaryota, Metazoa, Brachiopoda, Lingulata, Lingulida, Lingulidae. Gene Ontology annotation, biological process: spliceosomal snRNP assembly; RNA processing.
GCGUUGACGUCAGUAUGAACACACAUCUGAAGGCAGUAAAAAUGACGGUUAAGAACAGAGACCCAGUCCAGAUAGACACACUGAGUAUACGCGGCAAUAAUAUCCGUUACUUCAUCCUGCCAGACAGCCUGCCUCUGGACACACUCCUGGUUGACGACACACCCAAAGCCAAGGCAAGGAAGGAAAAAGCAGGUAUGGGCAGAGGGCGUGGCAGAGGGAGAGGUGGCCGUGGUGGUAGAGGAGGGAGAGGCGGCCCAGGUGGAGGGCGUGGGAGAGGCAGGCGGUAAACUGAACAUUCCUACAUGCAUAGACUUAAGUGCUUUAAGAGACCUGUCUUACGGGUUCUUCAGGACUUUCUCAAUUGGUGAUUACUUACGGAUGUUCUGGAUGACUUGUGUAUCAGAAUAAAAGAUCACAAGUUAUACUGUUGUAAAUUGGAAGUGAUGUGAAGAAAGAUCAAAAAGGGAAAGAUGGAAUACGGAUCAUGUAUUUCUGAAGAAUCAUCAUGCAAGUUGAGAAUGAUUUGUUUGUGCGGCAGAGACAUUUGUUAUAAUGCCUGCUGAUGGGAGAUCUAGUUGACAGAAUAGACAUAAUUUUUCUAGGAGAGCACAGAACCUUUGUUAACUUCAAGGUCACUUUGACAUCCUGAAAGACACUAUGCUAUCCCUGCAUGGGUCAGAUGACUACUGUUAUAAAAGUAAAUGUUGAACAUGGACCUCUGCAUACGUGUGUUGAAUUUGAACAGGUGACUUCUCUUGAUAAACAAAUGUACAGAUUUUAUAAGAUGUGUAGUAAAGAUUCAUUUUACAGUUUU